AUGCGUUGUCUUCUUGCGCUGCUAGCUAUACGAGCUAUUCUCGGACUUGCUGAAACUUGCGAUCCCCAAGCCUACGAGGAUGGCAACCCAUACGGCUUGGAACAAACCAACGAUCCAAAUAUAAUGUCAAAGUUGAACGAAUAUCUAGUCGACAAUCUAUGCAUCAAGUAUUCCGACGGAACCGAGCAGGAUAUGAAAGAACAGUGCAAAGACGUCUGCAUUCCGAGCCAAAGUGCAAGCGAAGGCCAAGCUGUCGUAUCAUCUCAAAGUUGUAUCUUUGGCGACAAUCCUUGGUACGAUACAAGCAACAUGACACCUCUUCUGUGUGGCGCCGACGAGGCAUUCAACGGUCUGAUGAUCAAGAAAGGUUAUUGCUCCUGUGACCUUCCCAUCCUAGAAUUCGCGGGUGAAUUCUUCAUUGAGGGACUUAUUGAGGCGGACAAGAUCUUGGAGAAAGUCAUAUGUCCAGCUUUGAAAGCUCUCGAUGUUGUCGUAGCUAUUGGCAUGGCAGCAAUCCCCCCUCCGGACCGCGCUAUCACCGGUGGAAUGGUUGCGGCUGUUCGAUCGGCAAAAGCAUACAAGUACGCACACGAAGCACAAGACGCUGCUCAAGAAUGGGCCGACUUUUUCCUUAGUGGCGCAAACUUUGCAGAGCAGGCAGGAUGUGGACCACUGAUACCUACCAAGGACAAUCUGAUAAAGAAGGCUUUCACUCCCCUGGUCGAUGCACCGGACGAGCUUGUACCAGGGGGAAUGAACUAUGAAGACCUACCAUGUCCCAAAAGAGGUUGUAAGGGCUGCAAAGGCCCAAAAUGUACGAAUGGAAGCGGAAACGAAGGCGGCGAUGCUUCCAGAACCAUCAUCCAACCUGCUCUGACCAUUGGCAGUACAGUUCCCCCACAGGUCACUACAAUUCUGUCGAAGACUUCAUCUGGUUCCCUGCUGUCUACCGCGGCUAUGUCAUCAAUCAUCUCUUCUUCUUCAUCGAUGUCUUCGACAGCAACACCUUCCCUGUCCUGUCAAGACCUCGCUACGCUGGACAAGGACGAGGAGAUCGUGGAGCCAGAGGCUCUUAGGCGAAGUUAUCCAAUUGAUCUAAGAUAUCAUAGGCUGGAGAAGCGUGAGCCAAAGAAGGGAUACCCUUGCGACGGAAUGCUUUUGGCCAGUUUCGACUAUCCGAGCACUUCGGAAUGGGGGGAUCACCCACCAACGAGAUAUGGCUUCAACAAACGAAAAUCAUGCGAUGACUAUAGUUCCGACAGUCCAGACGACGAUGAAAGUGUCAAGUGUGAGACCGAGCAUGUUCUGGAAUGGCAAAUUGUUUGGCGCUUCUUUGAUGAGAUGGAUCAAUUGAUCACGACCAAGUUUAGUCAUCCCCAGCCAGGCAAUACUGCUAAGCUAAGCUUUUGUCAAUACUGGAGAGAGUCUUGGAUGGCGAAGAAACAGCCACUCAUGGAGGGACCCUCUUCUAGUCCUGUUGCCACUCCAGAUCCUGCUGCUACCCCAGAACCUGCUGCCACUCCGAAUCCUGCUGCCACUCCAGAUUCGAAGUCUACUCCUGGUGCGGCAGCGACUUCCGAUCCAGUGGCGACCCCUGACCCACAGACAAGGAAACGUAAACCGAGUGAUUGGCUCGCAAGUCAAUAUCCAUACAGGACUGGCCGAGAGGAAAUGUGGCUAGAUGAAAUGACAUUGUUGGAGAAGAACAUCAACGAACUAGUUAAGGGAAGAUUAUUCAACCAGGAGAAAACCAAAGACGGGCAUUAUUCACAGAUUCGCGACAAGAAGAAGAUGAAGGAUCUGAUAGAAGGGCGAACAAAGGAAAAACGUUUCAAAAACCUAAGCCUGGAUCCUGCAGACCAAACCCGCAUAGCGAUCCAGCGGUUGCGGGAGACGAUUGGAGCUCUCAGAUACAUGCAAGAUGAAAAGGUCGCAAAGAUAUUUGCAGACCAGAAGAACAGAAUGGGCGCGAUUAUUGGGCAUAUCGACCGAGAGCUGCACAAGACACCCCCAGUGUAUAAGGAUGACGUGGAGGGACCCCCGUGGCAGGAACAAAAACUCGAAGAAAAAUGGAAUGCCUACAUGGACAAUGUAUUUUCCGUGGCAAAGCAAAGGGCUACAGAUUACAUGAAGCUCAAUAUUGGUGUGUUGAAAGAUGAAUGGAACUCUGACAAGAAGAAGGAUGAGUUCAAGGCCGAUUCGAACGAUGAUCAGGCGACGAAGGACAAGAAGAAAGGACUGAAGAAGACCCAAGAACAAACCCUGGCUCUUAUCAAAAAACUAAGCGACGAGUGGGACAAGGUCAAAGAUUGGCCAAAGCCAAAGAACUGGUAG
Alternaria burnsii is the source of this 2334-nucleotide messenger RNA. RefSeq lists its product as uncharacterized. The transcript is spliced from 4 exons. The coding region runs from base 1 to 2334 and encodes 777 amino acids. The record is from RefSeq and is a predicted model, not a curated record. Lineage: Eukaryota; Fungi; Ascomycota; Dothideomycetes; Pleosporales; Pleosporaceae.